Gasterosteus aculeatus aculeatus (three-spined stickleback) is the source of this 4242-nucleotide messenger RNA. The record is from RefSeq and is a predicted model, not a curated record. NCBI's taxonomy places the organism in Eukaryota, Metazoa, Chordata, Actinopteri, Perciformes, Gasterosteidae.
CAGAGGGUUGCAGCAGAGAUUUAGAAGAUCAUGUGCUGUUUUGGAUGUGUGAGACUGGUGUGGUGUUGAUUAUGAAGGCACGGCUCCGGGGGUUUAAGGGGGGUCUUAUGGGCCUUGCAUGCCAAAUACUACGCAGUAAUUCCUCUUUGCUCAUUCUGGCACAAGCUGAAUAACACUGUAACCGGCAAAGUGAGUAAAAAAAAAAAAAGGAGGUUUUAUUUGGAGCGCCGGUCCAAGUGAGACGGUGAAAUGGAAUUUUGAGCGCCAUGAUCUACUCCGCGCCACUCCUUGAAAGCGACACCUGGAGUUCUGAGUUAAAUUGGAUUUAACGCUGACCGGUGUGAGUUUCAGUGUGUCUCUGAUGGGCAUGACUCACGCUGUGGCUAAAGUUCUGCCUUCCACUAUGUCAGGGGAAGCCCAGCGGGGCGCUGCGGCCAGAUCCUGAACAGCUGGAACCUCUGGCACCGAGACCACACCCGCCAGGCCCAAAAACUACCACUCAGUUUUUUCAGAGUUUUCUUCUCGGACUUCCACUUCCUUGUUUCCUCUGGGCGAAUGCCAUCUGGACGGGGAGACAUUCCUGCUCCGCGCAUUUAUGAGUGCCUCAUGCCAGCCUCUCAGAGUGCAACCGGGCUUUUUUUCUUAACAAUAGAAGGAAACGAGCUUGUAAAGAGCUGGUGGAACGGACGCGGGCGAACACACACACACACACACACACACCUCUCCUGAAGUUCUAUUUACUCUUGGCAGAGCGCUGCGAAGCCCAGAGGAAGACCCACCUCAGAAAAGUAUGUCUGUCUUUGGGGAUGGGAGCAGUCUGAAAUGUAGAACACACACAUACAACUCCCAGAUUAUUUAGACCUCCGCUGGUCAGCCGUCGUUACGUACAAGACCUGCAACAUUCUGCCUCAACUCAAACCGGCACAUUCACGCAUGUAACGGGCUGACUUGUUGACCGCUGCCCCCGAAGUUGACCUCCAACGCGGCCCGCUGAGGAUGAUUCUUGGAAAGCGUGUGUGUGUGUGUGUGUGUUCAUUUGGUGUUUGUUUAUCUUUUUACCAUAUGAACAAAGGACUUUUCUGGCUCAGCAGCUGUCCUGCGGAUGACCCCGGCAAGACGUACGGUUCAGCAGGUCUGAUGUGGCCGGACUGUGAAAAUGUGUCGCUGGGAGGGAUGAGGGGGUGGUGAGAGGAGAAGACGAAGGGAGUGCGAUGGAUGUGCUGGUGAGUGAGCUGGGCGUCCUGCUGAAGAUGCUGGACCAGGAGAGCCUGAGCUCCUCCACGCAGGAGAAGAAGGCCUCCGUUUGGAACCUCCUGCAGCAGAUCCAGCCAUCGGUUUCAGGUACAGACUACAUCUACAUGAACUCGGCCGUGUACAGAAAUGGAACCAGCUUCGUAGAGUCCCUCUUUGAGACAUUCGACUGCGAGCUUGGUGGCCUAAAGGAUAUUACAGAUCAUCUGAAAGAAGACAAGAACACACCGACUGGCGCUUUAAAUCAGCAAAACUGUGCGGACUCACCGGCCCCGCCGCGCCCGGAGGCCUCUCCUCCCCCUCUGCCCACAACUCCUCCUCCCGAGGAGUACUAUGAGGAGGCAGUACCCCUCAGUCCCGGCGAGAUGCCCGAGUACAUCAUCACACGAAGUCAGUGUCUGACCUUUGUGUCAUUUAGCUCUUGGAAACCUCCCAUCAGGCCGAGCCCCCCCAACUCGAUGGAGGAUGGGUAUGAAGAUGCGGAAAACAACUACCCCUCUACCUGCAUAAACACUGAGCGCAAAAACUCCUACAACGACUCCGACGCUCUGAGCAGUUCCUACGAGUCCUACGAGGAGGACGAGGAAGAGAGGGGCCCCGGCGUCCGGCUCACUCACCAGUGGCCCUCGGAUGAGAGCUCCAUGACCCCCGCCAGGGACUGUCGCAUUUGCGCCUUCCUGCUGCGCAAGAAGCGCUUCGGCCAGUGGGCGAAGCAGCUCACCGUCAUACGGGAGAACAGACUCCAGUGCUAUAAGAGCUCCAAGGACACAAGCCCUUACGUGGACAUGCUCCUGCCGCAGUGCACCGUGGUCUACGCGCCGAAAGACGGCAAGAGGAAGCACCACGAACUCCGCUUCACGUUACCCAACGGCGAUGCGCUGGUGCUGGCCGUGCAGAGCCAGGAGCAGGCCCGCAGAUGGCUCCGGGUUGUUAGAGAGGUGAGCGGUCAGAGUGCCGGGCCAGAGGAGUCUGCGUCUCCCGUCAUUCGGAGAAAAACUGAACUUGACAAGAGACUUUCUGCAGAGAGGAACACAUCAGACUCGGACAGUGUGGGCGUCUCAACUGUGGAGAACUGCAAAGAGAACGGCAAAGUGAAGCGGGGCGCCUUUGCUGCGGGCCGCAAAAUCACACGCAUCAUCAGCUUCUCCAAGAAGAAGCCCCCUCGGCCAGGAGAUCCCCGGACUUCCUACACCGACCCUCGACAAGGCUACGUGUCGGUGCUGGUGAAUCAGGUGUGGAGGGAUCAGUGGUGCUGCGUGUGCCGGGGCUCCCUGCACUUCUACAACGACAAAGGCGACGCCCGGACCUUCCUGCCUUCACUCCCUCUCCACGGCUGCGACGUGGUGCCCGGGCUGGGACCCAAGCAUCCCUUCGCCUUCCGCAUCGUACGCCACUGCACGGAGGUGGCUGCCCUGGAGGCCAGCAGCUCUGAGGAACUCGGGAGGUGGCUCGGCGUCCUGUUGGCGGAGACGGGCUCCGCGGCGGAUCCCGAGUCGCUGCAUUACGACUACGUCGACGUGGAGACCAUCGCCAACAUCCGCGACGCUGCGCGGCAUUCCUUCCUGUGGGCCACAUCCUCCUCCAGCAGUUCCUAUGCAGACUCCAGGACAUACGACGAGGUCCCCAAUGAGGACGUGCAGGCAGGGGAGAACCGCAGGCAGCAGUCUGGGAAUCAAGUGAAAAGGCGCUCAAGUUUCUCCAGCAGCGACUCUGACAGGACGAAGCCUUCAGUCUCCCUCAAGCGAACGGGCUCCAACGCCAACCAAUACGGACGCUAUGGGAAAACGCGAGCUGAGGAGGACGCCAAGCGUUACAUGAAGGAGAAAGGGGAGCUGGAAAGGGAGAGGGACGGGAUACGGAAUGCACUCGUGACCCUGCGGAAGGAGAAGAGGGAGCUGAAGGAGGAGCUGAAGACGGCCUCUGAGAGGAGGAAGUUGUCCCUCAACAAGCGGAUGUCCCAGCUGGAGGACGCCUGUCGAGCCAAAGAGGCGGAGCGGGUGGACCUGGAGCUCCGGCUCACUCAGGUCCAAGAGAACCUCAAGAAGAGUCAGGCCGGCGGGGCGCUGGGCGCGCCUGUUGAGGCCAAACCCCCGGUUAAGGCCUCCCGCAAAAAGAAGCAGAAUAUCUACAGUGACUCCUUGCCGGUGAACUGCGCGGCAGAGAUGCGUCGGAGGCCUCUGUCGGUCUACGCUUCCGCGUCGGGCACCGUCAUGCAGAAGGCGAAGGAAUGGGAGUCGAAGAAAAAGACCUAAGAGCAGCAUCGUGAAGAGGACGGGAAAAAGAAAGAAUGAAUGGAUAUCAAAGAGGACAGCACAGACUUCUACCCAGGAAAACAACCGUAAUGAAAGAAAUCAGCCACUAGGUGGAGGUACAACUCACUGAAUAUUUACUCAUGUGACUUCCUAAAAGGACCUCUCUGGAUGGGAGGACGGCCUGCUCGCUGGAGCCAAGGAUCUCCUCUGUCUCUGGGGACACUUAUUCAAAUGUGGCGAAAAGACAAAAAGGAAAGUUUUAUGUGAGAAAGACACAAGAAAGAAAGGUUUUCUAAAGCGAAGUGCAUAUUGUCCUACAAUGAAAUGUUUAAUUAAUCACGUUGAGGCGCUAUAAGUGAAGUGUUGGAUGGCGGUAGUUCAAGCAAAGAUGUGCCUUUUUUAUAUAGCAUGUUUUUUUCUGCCUGUACAAAGACUACUGUUACUGUGUUUUAUACUUGUUAAUGUCCGUUACUCAUCAUCACUAACCUUCAGUUAUGUGCCAUGUGUUAUCAUUUCUUUUGACAGCACUUAUUGGCUUCUCCGCUCAGGUUGACGCUCUGCUACGAUGUAAAAGAAACAACUGCUGUACAAUCCUACAUCCAAUUGACUCUUUCUGGUACAAAUUGAAAAAAAAUAUUUCUGCUGUGUAACUUUUAUCAACUCCUUCUUCCCAACCUGUGGAUGUCUUGUGCACUUUACUGUUCUCCUACCUGGGAAUAAUAAAUGUGUCUUAUUCUCA